UUGCAGCAUGCAUGAUUGAAAGAGAGUCCAUGACGUCCAUCAUCAACUUCACUGCGCUGUCUGGCGCCCACAACGAGUCUCCUCCGUGCUACCUGCUGCAAGUGGACGAGUUCUGCUUCCUGUUGGACUGUGGAUGGGACAGCAAUGUCAACACUGAGCUGUUUGAGGCCCUCAAGAAACAUGUUUCUCAGAUAGAUGCCGUCCUCCUGUCCUUUCCCGACGUAACUCACCUCGGAGCCUUGCCCUAUCUUGUGGGGAAGUUGGAACUCAAGUGUCCCGUGUACGCCACCAUCCCAGUGUUCAAGAUGGGCCAGAUGUUCAUGUACGACUUGUACCAGUCUCGUAGGAAUGGGGAGGAGUUUGAUCUGUUCACUUUGGAUGAUGUGGACGCUGCCUUUGAUCAGGUGGUCCAGGUCAAGUACUCUCAGACCAUUCAACUUAAAGGUAAGGGUCAUGGUCUGACGAUCACUCCGUAUGCUGCCGGUCAUAUGGUGGGCGGGGCCAUGUGGAAGAUUGUCAAGGACGGUGAGGAGGAGAUUAUCUAUGCUGUCGACUACAACCAUAAGAAAGAGAGACAUCUUGAUGGUGCAGUGCUGGAGUCCCUGUCUAGACCACACCUACUCAUCACGGAUACCUACAAUGCCCUCAAUGUGCAGGCAAGGAGGAAGGAGAGAGAUCAAGCACUGCUCACGAACAUUCUGAAGACAUUGAGAAGUGAUGGCAAUGUGCUCAUUGCUGUGGACACUGCAGGACGAGUGUUGGAGCUAUCACAGCUACUGGAUCAGAUGUGGCGUAACCAGGAGUCUGGGCUGUGUGCCUACUCCAUAGCUCUCCUGAACAAUGUGGGUUAUAACGUAGUAGAGUUUGCUAAGUCCCAAGUCGAGUGGAUGAGUGACAAGAUUAUGAGGAUGUUCGAGGAUCACAGGAAUAACCCAUUCCAGUUCAAACAUAUCACAAUAUGCCACAACAUGGCCGACCUCAUGAAAGUGCCUGAGCCAAAGGCGGUACUGGCGAGCAUGUCUGACUUGGAGUGUGGUUUCUCCCGACAGCUGUUUAUCCAGUGGGCCUCUGUCCAGCGUAACAGCAUCAUUCUCACCAGCAAACCGCCUCAGGGCACUCUAGCCAGGCAGCUCAUUAAUGACCUCAAUGUCAAGUCUAUAGACCUCACAGUGCGUCAACGAGUGUCCCUAGAGGGGGAAGAGCUAGAGGCCUAUCGUCUGCAGGAGCGGAAGAAAGCUCAACUGGAGGCAGAGAAAGACUCUGAGUUAACAGAAGACAGUGAUGAGGAGAUGGAAGUUGAACUUUCGGCUUCUUUCGGACCUCCAAAGGCACCCAAACACGAUCUCAUGUUGGAGGAGGGUAAAGCCAAGAGUAUUUUCUUCAAACAGGCCAAGAGUUUCCCCAUGUUCCCCUGUCGUGAGGAGAGGCCACGGUGGGACGAGUAUGGGGAGCCGAUCAGACAGGAAGACUACAAGCUGAAGGACGUGUCGGUACCUGUUGGACCGGUCUCCAAUAAUGCAAUGGAUGUGAGCAACACUAUCAAGAGAACUGAUUCGUCCAUCCCCACGAAGUGUAUUUCUCAAAAACAGACUGUUGCCAUAAGAUGCUCUCUCUCCCACAUUGACUUUGAGGGAAAGUCUGAUGGAGAAUCAAUCAAAAGAAUCCUGUCUAUUGUGAAGCCUCGACAACUGGUGCUGGUUCAUGGUAGCAGUGACUGUACCAACACUCUGAUGGAGUUUGCUAGGAAGACGCUGAAUAUAACGGAUGAUAACGUAAUGGCUCCAUACAUUGGUGAAACAGUUAACGCUACAACAGAAUCACACAUCUAUCAGGUGAAGCUAAAGGACUCGCUAAUGAGCUCUGUCAACUUUAGCCAUGCCAAGGACGCUGAGUUGGCAUGGCUGGACGGAGAGAUACACUUUACACAGACCACCUCCUCUUGUCCUGAAGAGGGCGGAGACAAUAAGGAGGGGCCAGUACUCGGACCAAUCUCUUCUGGACCUAUCACAACUGACAAAGGGCACUCGAGUGUGUUCAUCAAUCCUCCUAGACUGUCAGAUUUCAAGCAGGUCCUCACUAAGGCUGGAAUAUCGGCCGAGUUCUCGGGCGGAGUACUUGUAUGCAGUGGAGUGGUUGCCAUCAGGAGAGGCGAGAGUGGUGGGAUUAGCCUGGAGGGAGCCGUGUGCCCAGACUAUUACACAAUUAGGAAACUGUUGUAUGAACAAUUUGCAAUCAUUUGAUCAUAAAUUUUUUCAGCAUGA
Halichondria panicea is the source of this 2261-nucleotide messenger RNA. RefSeq names its product cleavage and polyadenylation specificity factor subunit 2-like. The transcript has 19 exons. Gene Ontology annotation, biological process: mRNA 3'-end processing by stem-loop binding and cleavage. The record is from RefSeq and is a predicted model, not a curated record. Lineage: Eukaryota; Metazoa; Porifera; Demospongiae; Suberitida; Halichondriidae. Gene Ontology annotation, cellular component: mRNA cleavage and polyadenylation specificity factor complex. Bases 12 to 2240 code for a protein of 742 amino acids. Gene Ontology annotation, molecular function: RNA binding.